AUGUUCUCGAGGCGUGCAGUCGCUGUUGUUGUUGUGCGAAGGAACAUCACUGUGUUGUCAUCAUCCAUUCGAUGUUCGACAAGUACGACUACUACUACUACUACUACUUGGGUGAAUUCCAAUUAUCGGAAAGAUUCAUCAUCGAUAACGUCAUCAACCAACAAGAUUCACUAUCAUUCAUCAUCCUUUCAAUCCUCAUCAUCAUCACCACCACCCUCUACUAUUAAUAUAUUAUAUUUUGCAAUGAGAUUUCCAGAAUUAUCUGCCACAGCAAGUUCAGUUCGAAUUUAUCAACUAUUAGAAUCAUUCAAACAAUUACCUUAUUAUUUAAAUCACACCACUCGAGAUUUAAUACAUGAAUUUAAUCACAAAAGGAUGAAUCAUUCUUGUCAUUCCGAUAUGAAGAGUGAAACAAAUUCUUGUCAUUUCAAUGAUGAUCAUGUGAACAAUAAGAAUCCUAUUGAACUCAAUAAUACCACCACAACCAAUACUACUGCUACUACCAAUACUACUACCAAUACUAACAACAACAACCAUAAUAAUAAUAGUAUAGCUACUAUUACUACUACUUCUAACACAACUACUCUCAAUGUCACAUUCAUUACACCUCAAUCCAUUCAUUCUCUUCAUGCUCAACAAUUUUAUAAUGAUUUUAAAGAUCAAUUUACAUCCUUUCAAUUAAAAACUAUAGAAAGUAAUGAUUUGACAAGUAUGGAUGAAUUUUUAAAAGAAUAUUCAAGUAUACUUCCCCAUAAAAGUACAUUAAAUUUAUGUAUUUUUGAUACCAUGAUUAGUGAAGAAAUUUAUAGUUUUAGAGUUCGAGAAGUAUUAGAAGGUUCUUUUUAUCAUCACCAUAAUUACAAUCACCACAACAAUUACAGCAACCAUCACCAUGACCAUCAUCACAGUACAACUCUAUUCAUUACUGAUACACAAGAUUUGAGAAGUGUGAGAAAUUUUAGAAUGGAACAAUUAAAUCAACAACAACAACAACAUGAUGCAUCAUUUUUUGUUUCAAUGGAUCUACCCAAUGCUACCAAUGAAUUACUAUUAAGAGAAUUAUCAUCCAUCUAUCGAAGUGAUUUGUCACUCAUUGUGAGUCGAGAUGAAUUGAAUUAUUUAAUUCAUUUUUAUGGAAUUCCAAAACAAAAGUUAGGAAUGGCAUCUUUUUUUUAUUCAUUCAAUCAGAAACAAAUGACAUCAUCAUCUCCAGAAGAAAUGUCUUCUACCUCUCAUCCAUCAUAUUCCUCCUCUUCUUUUACUUCUUCAUCACAUUCUUCUUCUUUUACUUCUUCAUCACAAUAUUCUUCUUCCUUUCAUUCACGUCAUCAUUUCAUGACAAUUGGAAAUGGUCAUCAUCCUCCAAAUAAGGAUUCCAUUUAUUACAUGAGACAUUAUGUAUGGCCAUUCAUACAUUCAAAAUUACCAAAUGCUGAAUUUCAUAUCUAUGGAGCUUAUUUAUCAAAUCAAUCACAACUCUCUUCCAAAUCAUUGAAUUUUUAUGUGAAAGGAAAAAUGAAGGACUUGAAUGAAAUGUCUAAAUAUAGAGUGAAUUUGGCCAUGUUGAGAGCUGGUGCUGGAAUUAAGGGUAAAAUUGCAGAUGGAUGGAUGUAUGGAUUACCAUGUGUGUCCACACUCAUUGGAUAUGAAGGAAUGAAUUUGGAGAGUGGUAUUUGUGGUGAUAAGGGUGGUGGUGGUGGUGGUGUGUAUGGUUGUUCAAGUGGUGAUAAGGGUGGUGGUGAUAAUGAUAAGGGUGGUGGUGAUAAUGAUAAGGGUGGUGGUGACAGGACUGAUAGCAGCACUACUACUCAUACUCCUCCAUCUUCAUUCCUAUGGGGUGGUCUUAUUGCACAUUCCAUGGAUGAAUUUGUAUCACAUGCUCACUCUCUUUACACCAAUGAAGAAUUGUGGAUUCAAACAUCAAGACAAGGAUUUCAUUUACUCUCACAAUUAUUCUCUCAAGAGUUGAAUACUCAUCAUUUAUUAUUAGAUAUUAAGAGAGUGUAUGAAUUGAAGAUUUUAAAUAAGAAGAAUAGUUAUAAUAGUAGUAGUAGUAGUUGUAGUAGUUGUAGUGGUAAUAAUAGUAGUAGUAAUGGUACUUAUAGUAAUGGUUGUGAUGUGAAUGGUCAUUUUAAUACUGUACUACCACUGGCCAAGAUGAGAGGAGAUCACUCUUACUAUUCUGCACCCUAUAAUUAUGUUCAACACAUCUUGGCAUUGAAUCAAUAUCGAACAAGUCAUUACAUGGCUAAAUAUAUUCAUGAAAAGAAUAAGAAAAAGAAUGAUGAAUAA
Messenger RNA from Naegleria fowleri, 2292 nucleotides. RefSeq lists its product as uncharacterized. NCBI's taxonomy places the organism in Eukaryota, Heterolobosea, Eutetramitea, Acrasida, Naegleriidae. The transcript is spliced from 2 exons. The record is from RefSeq and is a predicted model, not a curated record. Bases 1 to 2292 code for a protein of 763 amino acids.